Molecule: messenger RNA, 2013 nt
Organism: Geodia barretti
Lineage: Eukaryota; Metazoa; Porifera; Demospongiae; Tetractinellida; Geodiidae
Source: the annotation of a GenBank genome assembly
GGGCGCGCUCUUUUUCGGACGGCAUUUUGAAAAGCCGACGGGCUUGGGGUCCAGCUCUCAGUUUAGAGCAGAUCGAGCGAGAAACCGGUGCGUGGGCGUAGCAGAGUCACCAGAGAAUGGCGUUCGGGGGCUCGGAUGACUUCAGGGACGAUAUGCAGGCUUCGGCGCUGGCCUACAACUUGGGAAAGGUGUCUUUAGGCGGCGCAGUUGGGCCCGCGGGGAAAGGGAGAGACGGCCCGGCAAUCAAGUACGAACUGAGGGACCUGGAGAUACAGCAGACGAUAGGCACGGGAACAUUUGGGAGAGUGGUGCUAACGAAACAUCUUCCGACUGGUAAUUUCUUUGCCCUGAAGAUCAUGACGAUAAGCGAAGUCAUAAAACUGAAACAAGUCGAGCACGUGAACAACGAGAAGGAGAUCCUCAUGUCGAUAUCUCACCCCUUCAUCGUCAGUGUGGUGUGGACCCAUCACGACAACAGAUUCUUGUACAUGCUACAAGAAUACGUCAUUGGUGGAGAGCUAUUCACCUACCUCAGAACGGCACAUCGAUUCGACAACCCCAUUGCCGUGUUCUUUGCCUGCGAGAUAGUCAUGGUACUUGACUACCUACACAGUCAAGACAUUGUCUACAGAGAUUUGAAGCCGGAGAACAUUCUUGUGGACAUCACGGGACAUAUCAAGAUCACAGAUUUUGGCUUUGCCAAGAGAUUGAUAGGCCGGAGGACCUAUACACUCUGUGGAACGCCAGAGUAUCUGGCUCCGGAGAUAAUCCAGGGCCGAGGUCACGGGAAGGAAGUCGACUGGUGGGCUCUCGGAAUUCUCAUCUACGAGAUGCUAGUCGGCUAUCCUCCAUUCUUUGACGAGCACCCUUUCCGUAUCUACGAGAAGAUUCUAGAAGGGAAGAUAGAGUGGCCUAAAUCGGGUGUCCUGGAUGCCAAUGCCAAAGACCUAAUCAAGAAACUACUUUCCAGAGAUGUGACGAGUCGACUAGGAAGCCUCAAGCAAGGGGUUGCGGACGUGAAGCAACACAGAUGGUUUAGAGGAGUCGACUGGGAUGCUGUACUGCAGAGAAAGCUAGUGGUGAGUCAUAUCUCACACUCAAAAUAUUGCACACGGAAGUCAACUCUUGAUAAUACCUUUACCAUUGUCUAUAUGCCUCGAACUAAUCAGCACCCAAUUGCUCAGGGGCUCACACACACGCAACACACUCUCUCUCUCCUCCAGCCUGGUAUAAUUCCAAAGGCGACCCACUCAGGGGACACUAGGAACUUUGAGCAUUAUCCCGAGGACGGAUGGUUCAACGUACCGCCACUCAAAGACAGAGACGUCUUACCUUUCAAGGAUUUUUAGCUCCUCUCUGCAGUUAACUUGGCCAAACCAUCACUCUGUUUUAUAGAACAACCUCAGUUCUCCCUCAUGAACUACCACUCUAGCUCAGAUCUCUAUUUUCAUUCUAUUUUCCCGUUCUCUGUGCUAUUAUUUCCUAUAUUAUUUCCUAUGCCCUCAAUCCCCAAAUUUGAUCAUCACAGUAGGAUAUUUUGUUGUAAGUUAUUAUUUUCCACCCAAAUUACAAGAUUUUUUAAGCAAGAUUUUUCCGGAGGUGUUUGCACUACACAUACAUACAGUAAGACUUUAGCCUGACGUAUGCAUGAACAAAAGUGUCAGAAGGUGUGCAAUAGGGGCUAGUUUUGAGUCUGCUGUAGUGCUGACAGGAAAGCGGUGUAGUCCACAGCAGAUAUGGUCUGAGAUUGUCCUGACGUCCAGGAGCCUGACUGACCAGCUGAAACCUGGGAUGAGCAGAACACGGAAACUUACUAUAGCUACUGGUUAUGUACAUUAUUCUUUAAAACACUUUAGUUUCUACAGUGCCACCCCAGUACUAAUGUACUGUCACCACAUUGUGUCACCAUGCUGCAUGUAUGUCUGAUGCAAGAAAAUUGGUAUGUACGUGUCAAGAUAUUAGAGUAUAGAGAGAGAGAGAGGGGGGGGAUAAUAAAGGUUUAGGUUGAGGGUG